CUCCGGGGUGACGUCAUGUUCGGCGGACCCGCAAAGGAAGAGGGCGCCAUGAUUGGUUGGCGCCGGGGCGGCGGGCGGUGGAGGACCCUGGCGAGUCUAGGUUUCCAGCCGGUGCUGGACUUUCCCCUUCCAUGUUCCGAGGCUCUGGGGGACUGCAGAGGGCGGGGAGUCGGCUCGGCGGAGACCUGGAUUGGGUUCUAAGAGCCGUGGGGUUGAGAAGGGGUGACCGGAAGUGAUCUUGGGACUGACCGGAAGCGAGGCCUGGAGGGGAAAGGGAGAGCGGGUCCCGGGAGGGAGGGGGGCUUCCAGCAGAAGGGGACGGGGGAGAAAGGUGCGAAAGCGCCGUGGGAGUGCCGGGUAGGGAGUGGGUCGCUGCUGCUGGUCUGUUUGGGAGGCAGCAAGUGACCACCACGAGCUCGAGGGGAGAGCCCAAGCAGUGGGAGUGCGGGAGCCUAGGGCUGCCUCAGCGGAAUCUGGAAUAGCUAAGCACAGGGGCCCUCGCACGGCUCCAAAGAACUGGGUGGGAGGGAUUUUGGAAGUCGAGGCAGGAGCCAGGAGCUGAGGGUACGGCAGAUUAGUUGUGCGGGAAGUGCGGUUCGGGCUUGGGGGUGGUCGGUGGGGACGGCGUGGGAGAUCUUGGUUUGGAGUUUUCCAGUCUUGCCCCCAUUGGGUAGAAUCACACUACUUGCCUUUGUACAAGAAACGGUGUCUCCUGGGGCAAGGAAGGAGCCAGCAUGGCCUGGGCUCUGAAGCUGCCUCUGGCCGAUGAAGUGAUUGAAUCUGGGCUGGUGCAGGACUUUGAUGCUAGUCUGUCCGGGAUCGGCCAGGAACUGGGUGCUGGUGCCUAUAGCAUGAGUGAUGUCCUUGCAUUGCCCAUUUUUAAGCAAGAAGAGUCAAGUUUGCCCCCUGAUAAUGAGAAUAAAAUCCUACCUUUUCAAUAUGUGCUUUGUGCUGCUACCUCUCCAGCAGUGAAACUCCAUGAUGAAACCCUGACAUAUCUCAAUCAAGGACAGUCUUAUGAAAUUCGUAUGCUAGACAAUAGGAAACUUGGAGAACUUCCAGAAAUUAAUGGCAAGUUGGUAAAGAGUAUAUUCCGUGUAGUGUUCCAUGACAGACGACUACAAUACACUGAACAUCAGCAGCUGGAAGGCUGGAGGUGGAACCGACCUGGAGAUAGAAUUCUUGACAUUGAUAUCCCAAUGUCUGUGGGUAUAAUCGAUCCUAGGGCCAAUCCAACCCAACUGAAUACAGUGGAGUUCCUGUGGGACCCGGCAAAGAGGACAUCUGUGUUUAUUCAGGUGCACUGCAUUAGCACAGAGUUCACUAUGAGGAAGCAUGGUGGAGAAAAGGGAGUGCCAUUCCGAGUACAAAUUGAUACCUUCAAGGAAAAUGAAAACGGGGAAUAUACUGAGCACUUACACUCAGCCAGCUGCCAGAUCAAAGUCUUCAAGCCCAAAGGUGCAGACAGAAAGCAAAAAACAGAUAGGGAGAAAAUGGAGAAACGAACACCUCAUGAAAAGGAGAAGUAUCAGCCUUCCUAUGAGACAACGAUACUCACGGAGUGUUCUCCAUGGCCUGAGAUCACAUAUGUCAAUAAUUCCCCAUCACCUGGCUUCAACAGUUCCCACAGCAGUUUUUCUCUUGGGGAAGGAAAUGGUUCACCAAACCACCAGCCAGAGCCACCCCCUCCAGUCACAGAUGUAAGUCUAAAGUUAAAUAACCUCUUGCCAACAACCACACCUCAGGAAGCUCAGCAGUGGUUGCAUCGAAAUCGUUUUUCUACGUUCACAAGGCUUUUUACAAACUUCUCAGGGGCAGAUUUAUUGAAACUAACUAGAGAUGAUGUGAUCCAAAUCUGUGGCCCUGCAGAUGGAAUCAGACUUUUUAAUGCAUUAAAAGGCCGGUAUGUAAUUAGUGUUAAAAUACCCGUGAGGUUGGAUUUCAAAUGGAUUUGGAUUCAGGGACUCUUCACAGUACUCUUUGCACAGCUAACUGCGUCUUGUCAAAACAUUCUUUGCGAAUGCCAGCUCUGUACCAAAUAAGCAAAGAUGAAAAUAUCCUUUCCUACAGUUGAUUCAAGGAAUGCCCCAUGAUACCCCAUUUUUCCUUUCCAGGUAGUUUUUUCAUUCGAUAAAUAUUCGUUAUCCCUAUCGUGAGCCACGUACUAUUGUAGGCUCUAGGGAUAUGUUGGUGAGCAAAACACACAAGGUACCCAUUAUCAUGAGUUCACUUUCUAACGGGGAGAGAGAGAAAAAUGUAAACAGUAUUUUGGAUAGUGAUAAGUGCUUUGAGGGAAAAGCAAACAAAUAAACAAAAACAAGGUUAUCACCUGUAGAGCACCCAGAAUCUGGUCAGGAAAGACCUCUCUGAAGUGGGGGCACUUAAACUGAAUUAGGGUAAGGACGGAAGCUGUGGAAUCAGAGGAGGGAAGAACACUCUAGGCAGGAGGAACAACAGGUGCGAAGGCUCGAAGUCUUUUAACUGAAGAAGACGUCAUUCUUGGAUAGGAAAUACGUGUCUGCUUACGAAUUGUAAUACAGAGUCAUUUGUAGUCCCCACACGGAAUUUAGAAUUUCAAACAGGUAGUGGUAUGAAUGGAAAAAACAUACAGGUUAGUGCCACAGAACCAAAUCGGUGACUAAAUAAUGAAACAGAUCGUGAAGUAUUUUGUUUGGGUACAUCACAAGAACUGUGGAAUCAGCUUGGCUCUAAUCUUGGAAAAUUUUAAAGAGAGAGGAAAAGUUCAGAGGUUGAGGACUUGGAGAAAAAGGAAUGGAUCUUUUAUUUUUUAGCAUAUUACUUAAAGAGCAUUUAAACAUAGGAAGGAAUGAGAUGAUCGGAUCAAGGGGUAAUUGAAUGCUGUUGUCUAAGAAGUAAGAACAGAAAGGAGGCUUAGGCUACUUAGGAGAAGGUAAUGAGGGAAGUGAGAUUCUCCAGUUCAUUAGCGUGGUGCUUCCAAGGAGAAGGUAUAUGUUGACCUGGACCCAUGAAACAGUGGCUCACACAUGUUGAAUAUUUCUAAACUUUACCUCAAAGGUCAUAAACUCAAAUGACUACAGAGGCCAGAUGUAAAUGAGUGACAGUGGGUGUACUGAAGAAUGCAUGAAUCACGCAAGGAGAACAGCUGAUUGUUUUCUUGUAAGUGUCAGGGUCUCAGAUUGCCAGAUCCGGUUUUUUAAGAAAAGCCAAAUGUCCCGACACACGAUGUGGGAACGAAUUCAUUUAAAAUGCACGCGCACACGCACGCAGACACACGCACAUCCCAGUGGGGAGCUGACAAAACAGCAGAUGAGCUCCCUUGGCCCGCGGGCUGCCAGUUCUCGGCCCCACUGUAUAGCGUUAACAUAGAUACACAAGCUCUCCCUUAAAAUGUGCUUCCCGUGAAAACUGUAAGACUAACAGCCUUGUUUUCCUCCUUAGGAUGGUGCGCCCAAGGCUAACCAUUUAUGUUUGUCAGGAAUCCCUGCAGUUGAGGGAGCAGCAGCAGCAGCAGCAGCAGCAGAAGCGUGAGGAUGGA
Molecule: messenger RNA, 3517 nt
Organism: Panthera uncia (snow leopard)
Lineage: Eukaryota; Metazoa; Chordata; Mammalia; Carnivora; Felidae
Gene: TFCP2
Product: transcription factor CP2
Exons: 11
Coding region: 735-2042 (435 amino acids)
Biological process (GO): positive regulation of transcription by RNA polymerase II
Cellular component (GO): nucleus
Molecular function (GO): DNA-binding transcription activator activity, RNA polymerase II-specific; RNA polymerase II cis-regulatory region sequence-specific DNA binding
Source: RefSeq, a predicted model, not a curated record